CCCCCACGCCACCCACAGUUAUUAGUUGAAGUUGACUUUGCAGCAAUCAUGAAACUGUUCUUGGCUCUGGCCUUCUGUGUCCUGGCGGCUAAUGCCGUUGAGGUUCGUGAGAACGGUGAGAACGGAUGGUAUGUGCCCCAGGCCGAUGGAAGCAUGGAGUGGAUGGACCGCGAGUUCGCCGAGGCCUACUUGGAGACCAAGAACCGCAUGGAGGGUCGCAGCCUCCUGAACCCCGUGACUUUCUACCUGUACACCAACAACAACCGCGAUUCUCCUCAGGAGAUCAAGGCUACUAAGGCAUCGAUCUCAGGCUCCCACUUUAAUCCUGACCACCCCACCCGCUUCACCAUCCACGGUUGGUCCUCCGGCAAGGAUGAUUUCAUCAACUAUGGAGUCCGCGAUGCCUGGUUCACCCACGGUGAUAUGAACAUGAUUGCCGUAGACUGGUCACGUGCUCGUUCCUACGACUACGCCUCCUCUGUGCUGGCUGUUCCCGGAGUGGGUGAGCAGGUGGCCAACCUGAUCAACUUCAUGCGCACCAACCACGGUCUGAACCUGGACAACACCAUGAUAAUUGGCCACAGCUUGGGCGCCCAUGUCUCUGGUUAUGCCGGCAAGAACGUGAAGAACGGCCAGGUGCACACCAUCAUCGGUCUGGACCCCGCCCUGCCCCUCUUCAGCUACGAUUCCCCCAACAAGCGUCUCAGCUCCACCGAUGCCUACUAUGUGGAGUCCAUCCAGACGGACGGAGGAGCCCUGGGAUUCCUGAGGCCCAUCGGCAAGGGAGCUUUCUACCCCAAUGGAGGAAAGAGCCAGCCCGGAUGCGGUAUUGAUUUGACCGGAUCCUGUGCCCACAGCCGAUCGGUGAUCUACUACGCCGAGUCCGUGACGGAGAACAACUUCCCCACCAUGCGUUGCGGUGACUACGAGGAGGCUGUGUCCAAGUCCUGUGGUAGCUCCUACAGCACCGUCCGCAUGGGUGCCACCACCAAUGCCUACAUGGUAUCCGGAGAUUACUACGUUCCCGUCCGUAGCGAUGCUCCCUACGGCAUGGGCAACUAAGUCCAAUCUGUAGUCAAAUAAAUUGAAUGAAAGCUCUGUGAGCGAAAGCAA
Molecule: messenger RNA, 1113 nt
Organism: Drosophila suzukii
Lineage: Eukaryota; Metazoa; Arthropoda; Insecta; Diptera; Drosophilidae
Product: phospholipase A1
Biological process (GO): lipid catabolic process
Molecular function (GO): lipase activity
Source: RefSeq, a predicted model, not a curated record